CUGUGAUGGGCGGGGCCGACGGGGUGGGAGGGGCCUCAGACUCGAGACUCCGUGCCCGAGGGUGGGCGGCACUAGAGGGAGCUGCGGCCGCGCCCGCCCUGUCGCUCCUCGCCUGCCGCUCUGAGCCGCCGCGAUGGCGGAGGACAGCGAGUCUGCGGCCAGCCAGCAGAGCCUAGAGCUGGACGACCAGGACACGUGCGGGAUAGACGGAGACAAUGAGGAGGAGACCGAACACGCCAAAGGAAGCCCUGGAGGGGAUUUGGGAGCAAAAAAGAAAAAGAAGAAACAGAAGAGAAAAAAGGAGAAGCCAAAUUCUGGGGGUACCAAGUCCGACUCUGCAUCUGACUCCCAGGAGAUUAAGAUUCAGCAGUCUUCUAAACACAACGCCAUCUGGCAGCAGAUUUCAGCAGGAGCGGCCAUGGGUGGUGAUACUAUGGAAGGUGAAUGGAUAGAUUUAAGAAUGUAUCAUAAGGUGAGCGUGGUGGCGCCCGCCUAUAAUCCCACCCAGCACCCAGGAGGCGUAGGCAGGAUGAAUAAUCCCACCAUCCCGAUUCAGAAGCUACAGGACAUCCAGAGAGCAAUGGAGCUGCUGUCUGCAUGCCAAGGCCCAGCCAGGAACAUUGAUGAGGCCACAAAACGCAGAUACCAGUUCUGGGACACACAGCCAGUGCCCAAAUUGAAUGAAGUCAUAACCUCUCAUGGUGCAAUUGAACCAGACAAAGACAAUAUCCGCCAGGAACCAUAUUCUCUGCCACAAGGUUUUAUGUGGGACACUUUAGACUUGAGUAAUGCUGAAGUGCUGAAGGAGUUAUAUACAUUGCUGAAUGAGAAUUACGUGGAAGAUGAUGACAAUAUGUUCCGCUUUGACUAUUCACCCGAGUUUCUUCUGUGGGCUCUGCGUCCCCCAGGAUGGCUUCUGCAGUGGCACUGUGGAGUCCGCGUGUCUUCAAAUAAAAAGUUAGUAGGUUUCAUAAGUGCCAUCCCAGCAAACAUCCGAAUUUAUGACAGUUUGAAGAGGAUGGUAGAAAUCAACUUUCUUUGUGUCCAUAAGAAACUGAGAUCAAAACGGGUAGCCCCAGUGUUGAUUCGUGAAAUCACCAGAAGAGUGAACCUGGAAGGCAUCUUUCAGGCUGUGUAUACUGCGGGUGUGGUUCUUCCUAAGCCUGUGGCCACUUGCAGGUAUUGGCACCGAUCCCUAAACCCCAGGAAACUGGUGGAAGUGAAAUUUUCUCACCUGAGUAGAAACAUGACCUUACAGAGAACAAUGAAGCUUUACAGACUUCCAGAUGUUACAAAGACUUCAGGUUUGAGACCGAUGGAACCAAAAGAUAUCAAAGGAGUCCGAGAACUAAUCAACAUAUACUUGAAGCAAUUUCAUCUAGCUCCAGUGAUGGAUGACGAGGAAGUGGCCCACUGGUUCCUCCCCAGGGAGCACAUCAUUGACACAUUUGUAGUGGAGAACCCCAAUGGGAAGCUGACUGACUUCCUGAGCUUCUACACUCUCCCCUCCACGGUUAUGCACCACCCUGCUCACAAGAGCCUCAAGGCUGCUUAUUCCUUCUACAACAUUCACACAGAGACACCCCUGCUGGACCUCAUGAAUGAUGCACUCAUUAUAGCCAAAUUGAAAGGAUUUGAUGUGUUCAAUGCACUAGAUUUGAUGGAAAAUAAAACCUUCUUGGAAAAACUCAAAUUUGGUAUAGGAGACGGCAACUUACAGUAUUAUUUGUACAACUGGAGGUGUCCAGGGACAGAUGCUGAAAAGGUUGGACUUGUUCUGCAGUAGAUGGUUAUGUUAUUUCUAGAAGGCUGACAUUCUCAUUUGUUAAUACUCUAUUUAGUGAUACCUGGAACUGUCAUUCCAAAGAAGAAUAAAAGCACAAGUUGAGUGAAAUUGAAGUAGUUGAUAACAAUCAGAAUAGAUGGCCAACUGUACACAUUUCUAAUUAGGGUGUCGGGAGCCAGUCUCUGCUGUUGACUAAUGUGGGAGGGGUUAAAGGUGUCCACAGAGCAG
This is a messenger RNA of Mastomys coucha (southern multimammate mouse), 2014 nucleotides long. RefSeq names its product N-myristoyltransferase 2 (gene Nmt2). Gene Ontology annotation, cellular component: cytoplasm. The record is from RefSeq and is a predicted model, not a curated record. NCBI's taxonomy places the organism in Eukaryota, Metazoa, Chordata, Mammalia, Rodentia, Muridae. Gene Ontology annotation, biological process: N-terminal peptidyl-glycine N-myristoylation. Gene Ontology annotation, molecular function: glycylpeptide N-tetradecanoyltransferase activity. Bases 134 to 1786 code for a protein of 550 amino acids. The transcript has 14 exons.